CUCCCGUAAUAACAGCUGAAGGUACCCGGGCUGCAGGUGUCCGUGCUGGCUAUCUAAGAUGUUACCUUUAUCCAUUAAAGAUGAUGAAUACAAACCUGCAAAAUUCAAUCUGGUUCUCAAACUCUCCGGGUGGUUCAGAUCAAUUCUGGCUGACAAGACAUCGCGGAAUUUGUUUUUCUUCCUGUGCCUGAAUCUGUCUUUUGCCUUUGUGGAGUUAACGUACGGCAUCUGGAGUAACAGUUUAGGGCUGAUAUCUGACUCCUUUCACAUGUUCUUCGACUGCACAGCACUUCUGGCAGGUCUCGCCGCAUCAGUGAUUUCACGGUGGAGGUCCAAUGACUCCUUCUCAUACGGUUAUGUGAGAGCAGAAGUGCUGGCAGGUUUCGUCAACGGUCUCUUCCUCAUCUUCACUGCUUUUUUUAUUUUCUCAGAAGGCGUGGAGAGAGCAUUAGAACCCCCAGAUGUGCACCAUGAACGCCUGCUGCCUGUGUCCAUCGCAGGGCUCCUCGUCAACCUUGUUGGCAUCUUUGUGUUUCAGCACGGGGGACAUGGACACUCUCACAGUGGAGAAGGUCACGGGCACAGCCACUCUCUUUUUAACGGCAGCGUGGGCCACGGACACAGCCACGGGGGACACGGACACAGCCACGAUUCUAAACACGGGCAUGGGCAUGGACACAAUCAUGGACACAGUCAUGGACAUGAUCAUGAUCAUGGACAUGGACAUGAACAUGGACAUGGCCAUUCACACGAGGAGCCUCACUGCCAUGAUGAUCACUUGCACUUACCAGAAAGAGGCUCCAGCAAACAGAUCUUACAAGGAGUUUUUCUCCACAUUGUCGCUGAUACGUUGGGAAGCAUCGGCGUCAUCAUCUCAGCCUUCCUGAUGCAGAAGUACGACCUGAUGAUCGCUGAUCCGAUUUGCUCGAUGCUCAUCGCCAUUCUCAUAGGCGUCAGUGUGGUUCCUCUGCUAAAGGAAUCCAUUGGCAUCCUGAUGCAGCGAACUCCACCUGCACUUGACAAUGCCCUUCCUGAGUGCUACCAAAGAGUGCAGCAGCUGCAGGGUGUGUAUAACUUGCAGGAGCCGCACUUCUGGACACUGUGCACCGACGUCUACAUCGGCACGCUGAAACUCCUCGUGGCUCCUGACGCUGAUUCCCGAUGGAUUCUUAGUCAGACGCACAACAUUUUCACACAGGCAGGAGUAAGGCAGCUGUACGUUCAGAUCGAUGUGGCGGCCAUGUAAGUGCUGCCCUGAUUCAGAAGUCCUGGGACCAAAGCCCUCUGUGCUGCUACAUGAAGCUCAUCACCAAACUCUACCACUUUUUGCCCCUUCUUUUAAUUUCUUUGGGUCUCUUGACGUUGUCGACACCCAGUCGGACCAAUCUGGAGCAGCCGUGGUGCAGUACAGUACGGUUAACUGACUCUUUCUGGGGGAAAAAAAAACCCAAACAACACAAAGAUUGUUGGUGCCCCUGGUCAACAGCUGUCCUUGUUCAUAUAUUUUUAAAUAUCCCUAAAAAGACUCUAGUCUGUAUUUGGUGUCUCACCCUUAUUAUGGUCAGAAUGAGGUUUAAAAUUAUGUUUGAUUAAGAAGGAAAAGCCUCUUAACAGUAUGUGAAGUGAAUCAUUAGUAUUUUCUGUGGUCGGAUGUCUUUGUAGUUGCAGACGUCGGUCACAUGUGUUGCCCCACACUUCAGUUUAUCAUUACACUUUGAUCUCUUAAGUGCCUUUUUCCCCUCCCAGUGGAUCUCUUGGACAAUCUCCCACACGUUUCCUUCAUCCAGCAUCUGUAAAAUCAUGAAUUAUGUAGGUUAUUCUAGCCAGUUUUAACAUUCCUUUGUUUUUGUUUUUUUACUGCAUGGUGUUCACUGAUUGAUUCACUGAUUAUUUCUCGGAUUUCUACUUAUGUAAAACUGGAUGAAACACCAGCUUUAUUCAGCCAUAAAUGGAUCUGAUGAGCCACUUAAAUGUGAGAAGUCCAUACUUUAAUUACCCAUAUGGAUUUUAAAGAACAACUGUGCCACAGGCCAGAACAUUUGUGCAAUUCAAUAAAUUAUAUUGCCAUCUGA
Messenger RNA from Clarias gariepinus (North African catfish), 2072 nucleotides. RefSeq names its product solute carrier family 30 member 7 (gene slc30a7). NCBI's taxonomy places the organism in Eukaryota, Metazoa, Chordata, Actinopteri, Siluriformes, Clariidae. Gene Ontology annotation, cellular component: Golgi apparatus; membrane. Gene Ontology annotation, biological process: transmembrane transport; intracellular zinc ion homeostasis; zinc ion transport. Gene Ontology annotation, molecular function: zinc ion transmembrane transporter activity. The transcript has 11 exons. The record is from RefSeq and is a predicted model, not a curated record. The coding region runs from base 59 to 1246 and encodes 395 amino acids.